AUGAGUUUCCUCCCCUGUGCAGGUAAGACGGAGCUCCUGUACCACCUGCUGAGUCGCUGUCUGCUGCCUCUGAGCGCCGGAGGGCUGGAGGUGGACGUUGUGUUCAUGGACACCGAUUAUAGUCUGGACAUGUUAAGACUGGUCAGCAUCCUGGACAGCAGGCUGAACGCAGCUCGCUCCUCUUCCUCCUCUGGUUCUGAUGAAGAGCUGUUGGGUUCCUGUCUCUCUCGCCUCCUCGUCGUCCAUUGCUCCUCUUCCUCCCAGCUGCUCCUCACGCUCCACUUCUUGGAGACGACCUUGACCUCUCGACCCCGCGUCGCCCUGCUGCUCAUCGACAGCAUCUCCGCUUUCUAUUGGCCGGACCGCUGCGAGGGCGGGACCAGCAUCACCAAGCAGGAAGAGAAACUCAGCAAGUGUGCCGAGCUGCUGGGACGACUGCUCAGGGAUUACCGGAUCACCGUCUUCGCCACCUGCCACGCCAUCAGGAGGAACUACAGUGGACCUUCCUCUUUUUCUUCCUCCUCCUCUUCCUCUUCCUCCUCGGACAUCGACAGACCGUACCUCUGCCGCCCCUGGCAGCGUCUCGUAACCCACCGGCUACUCUGCUCCAGGCAGGAAACUACAAACAUGGCCGCCAACAACAACAGGGAACCAAAAAGACGUCAGAUGUUCACAGUUCACUGCACCUCCUCUUCCUCCUCUUCCUCUUCUUCUAAAACCAAGUCGUACAGGAGCAGCUCCUUCUGCAUAACAGACGCCGGGGUGGAGUUUAUCUGAACGUAUCGUGAUCUGCAAGAGAACCCGUUUCUGUGUUUGUGUAUAUUUGAGUUAUUGUUUACAUGCAUUUGUCAAUAAAGCUGUAAUACCGCUGUGAUCCAGCAGGUGUUUCUGUUUGUAUCAGGUCUCCUCUGCACAGCAGGGAGUCCCAGACACAUCAGCAGCAAAGAAUACAUUUAUUAAAAUAUGUAUUAUAUAUUUUAAA
Molecule: messenger RNA, 982 nt
Organism: Notothenia coriiceps (black rockcod)
Lineage: Eukaryota; Metazoa; Chordata; Actinopteri; Perciformes; Nototheniidae
Gene: xrcc2
Product: X-ray repair complementing defective repair in Chinese hamster cells 2
Exons: 3
Coding region: 1-777 (258 amino acids)
Biological process (GO): double-strand break repair via homologous recombination; DNA strand invasion
Cellular component (GO): replication fork; centrosome; Rad51B-Rad51C-Rad51D-XRCC2 complex
Molecular function (GO): ATP binding; ATP-dependent DNA damage sensor activity; four-way junction DNA binding
Source: RefSeq, a predicted model, not a curated record